Messenger RNA from Capsicum annuum, 519 nucleotides. Its product is annotated as craniofacial development protein 2-like. Gene Ontology annotation, cellular component: nucleus. Bases 1 to 519 code for a protein of 172 amino acids. The transcript has a single exon. The record is from RefSeq and is a predicted model, not a curated record. NCBI's taxonomy places the organism in Eukaryota, Viridiplantae, Streptophyta, Magnoliopsida, Solanales, Solanaceae. Gene Ontology annotation, biological process: chromatin remodeling.
AUGGUUAAGUUGGUCAUUGGGGGGUUUACACUGCAUGUGUGUACUGUUUAUGCACCCCAGGUGGGCUUGGAUAAGAAGGUGAAGGCGAGAUUUUGGGAGGCUUUGAACGAGGUAUUGAAAAGCGUGCCUAGCUCAGAGAAGAUUGUUAUAGCGGGGGACUUCAAUGGGCACAUUGGGGCGUGUCUGGGAGGUUAUAAUAAUGUGCAUGGAGGUUUUGGUUUCAGCGAUAGAAAUGGUGAGGGGGUUGCCCUGUUGGACUUUGCAAGGGUUUUUAGGCUGGUGGUUAUGAACUCGAGCUUUCUGAAGAAGGAGGAUCAUCUGAUUGCCUUCCGAAGUGCUUUAUCCAAGACUCAGAUUGACUUUCUGCUGCUUAGGAAGAGGGAUAAAGUUCUAUGUAAAGGUUGUAAAGUCAUUCCGAGUGAGCAUCUUUCAACUCAGCACAGGCUUCUGGUGAUGGACUUAUUUAUCAAGAAGAUCAGGAAGAGUAGGGUCGGAGAGGGUCAACUUAGAAUUAAGUGA